CACCAUUUAGUUUCGAAUAUCGCCACUCUGGGCAACGACGUGUCGUACGUAGUGCUGCUGCCGUUGAUCGGUUUAGGGUUUUCUUCGUCUACCUCCUCCCAGUAUUCGGCGACCCGGUGUGUGAUUUGUGUGCUUACCUGGUUGGGAUUGCUGGAUCCCUGCACCGCACCCUUCUGUGCCCCUCGAGACAAGAAUAGGGUGCAGCCUGUACAGGAUUAGGGUGUGUGUGAGAAAGAGAACGCUCGGCUCGGGUCGGCGAGUGAAGGCGUAUGACGAGCAGCGAUGACGACAUAGGAUAAACAAUAGGAGCAAUGUUGGUGAUUUAAAUUUUGAACACCGACUUCAACGACUGAGUGACGAGAAGUGGAGUGUGUCUUACCCCUCGAAGAGAUUGAUUAAAUGGAAUUAGUGAAGCUACUAUCGGCGUUUGGGAGUGAUUAGCUAGCGCGAUUGAUUAUGCUAAUUGAUGAUUACUUAAUUUGGCUAAUUACGGCAACUAGUCUACUGUAGUGAGUGUGAGCUUGUGUUUGCACUGCUUUGGGGCUUGCGGCGAAUACAACAACUGAAGGGUGUGCUGAACGCCUAGGAAAAGUGAGACCAUCUGUUGCAAGGUGAAGUGCAAGUCCAGUAACAACAAACGAAGAGCGUGAAAUAAUGGUUUCUUGAAAACAGAAAUGUUUAUUUGAUCAAUUGAAGAGGGAAUCGCGUAGAUUCGUCGGAAAACAGCAGCAGUUAAAACAAGUGUGAUUGAUUCCGAUGUAAGUGGCCUCGGCGAGUAAACGAGGCGAAUUAUUACCUGUGCUGCACGUUCAAAAGUGGUACCAUAAAAUUAAACCACCCGAAUUGGUCUCAAACAUAAAACGGCCAUAAUUGUGUGUGCGUGAAUUUGUCGUAGUUCCAAAGUGAAAAUUGUGCACGGUUUUUGAUGAAACGCAACGACGCACGACAAGCGGAGUUUGAAAGUUGAAGUGCCCCACCGAUUUGAUUGCGAAGCCAUUAUCCGACACUGAUCGACAGUUAGUCCACAAGGUUUGAUUGAUUCUACCUUCACGGUGAAUGUGGUGAUUGCAGGUUCAAGUGCCUCGUAAAAAGAGAUAUCUCGAAGAGCCGCUGAUGCGGAAUGGUGAUUGACGGUUGCUGCGGCAGAUUGUCGUGGUAAAACUUCAACGGCCGAUCGAUCGACUGGAAAAAAAAAUGGUUGAAUGAAAAAUUGCGCGCUUUGUGGUGCCCGGAAAAGUGCGCCGAUUUUUCCUGAAAUUUGUUUGAAUUUGGAUGGUUUUGUGCGGAGUGCUGUGAAUUGCUGUUCGUGAGAAUUGAACCGGAAACACAACGAUCAGCGGACAGCGAACUUGAAAGGAGUGGAGUUUUCGUUCGUGAUAUAGACUACUGGUUGUGCAAACGCAAGAUGGGUUCCACGAGAGGGACGCGCCGGAUGGAUUUAUCGAGAUUAAUUAAAGCAUCACGAUGGCUGCUAUCGCUGGUGAUAGUGUCAACCCUGGUCCUGGCCUCCCAAGCGGACAAAACCAUGGACACCCGGGAGGGGGAGGAUGUGACGCUCAAGUGUCGCUUCAACGAGCACUACUCGGACCGGGAGUACUCGUACUACUGGGCCCGGCAAAGUCUCAACAAGUACGACAAUGUGGCCAUCAAGGCGGAUACCUUUAACCAGAACUACAAAAUCGACUACCGGCCGGACAAGGGCAUCUACGACCUGCAGAUCCUGAAUGUGUCCUACUCGCGGGAUAACGGUCGGUACGAGUGCCGCAUCAAGCUGUUCGGCGACGGCGAAGUCAUCUACGAAGACUACUACAACCUAACGGUGCUGACGCCACCCCAGCCUCCGUUAAUAUUCCCCGGCAGUGAAACCACUGCCACCGAGGACAAAGCCCAGGAACUGACCUGCAGCAGCGUGGGGGGAUCACCCGAUCCUAUGAUUUCAUGGUACCGGGAAGGCAGUACCACCCCGAUGGCGGCCAAUCUGAUCAGCGGUGGAUCGCGGGAUUUGCAAACGACGAGUACGUUGACGAUCAUUCCUCGCCGCGAAGACGACGGAGCCAAGUUCAUGUGUGUGGUGUGGAAUCGGGCUCUGCCGGAAGGCCAUCGACUGGAAACGGUUACAACGCUGUCCGUCAACUAUUUUCCCCGUGUCGAAAUUGGGCCGGAGAAUCCAUUGAGCGUGGAGCGUGACCAAACUGCCAAGCUGGAGUGCAACGUCGAUGCCAAGCCGAAACCGGAACGUGUGCAGUGGACCCGUAAUGGCCGAUUCAUAUCGUCGCAUCCGGUGCACACUAUCCAUCGAGUGUCGCUUCAGGACGCCGGAAAGUAUGCCUGCUCGGCUGACAAUGGGCUCGGCAAAACUGGAGAGCAGGAAAUUGUGCUGAACGUUCUGUAUCCACCGAUUGUCCAGGUCGAGUCUAAGACCAAAGAAGCCGAAGAGAAGGAAACCGUUCAGAUCAAGUGUAACGUUACGGCUAAUCCACCUCCGGUAACGAUCGAGUGGUUGAAAGAGGGCGAUCUGGAUUUCAGAAGGAAUGGGGAUACCCUGACUUUGCGAGACGUACGGGCCGAAGAUGCUGGAACAUACAUUUGCCGGGGCAUAAACAUCAUGAAGCCUUACGGAGGAAAGACUUUGGAGCGUGAAGGAAAUGCGUCGAUCGCCCUUUUGGUUCGUCAUCGUCCGGGUCAAUCAACAAUCACCCCAGAGAAACCCGUUGUUCACGUAGGUAAUAGUGUAAGCUUGAUGUGCAAAGCUGAUCCUCCUGGCUGGCCGCUGGCUCAAUACCGCUGGUAUCGUGACGUCGGUGGUGAGGUUUCCACUACAGUCAUCGCCCAAGGUGCCCAAUAUCUCAUUCCAAAAGCUGGACUACAAAGCGAAGGUAAAUACUACUGCCAUGCUGGAAACGACCUUGGGAAUGGAGGAAUGGCCAGUGCAGUGCUGGAAGUUCAUCAGCCACCACAAUUCUUGUCUAAACUUCAGUCCAACAUGAUCCGUCGUGCUGGAGAAACUGACUUCACAGUCACGUGCAGCGCCAAAGGCAAACCAGAACCAACGAUCACCUGGCUGAAGGACGAUAUCGAAAUCACCCCCGAUUUGCACAUGUUCGAAACCAAAACCAACGUUGAUAAGGGUCCGGACGGUAUGGUCACAGUUCUAAGCAUGCUCAAAUUUGUCGGAAAAGUCCGCUCUAAUGGAAACGAUUUGAUGCCUGGCGAUCGCGGUCAGUACACUUGCUUGUACGAAAAUGAAGUGAACAAGGCCAAUUCCACCAUGCAUCUGAAGAUUGAACACGAACCGAUUGUCCUCCAUCAGUACAACAAGGUGGCCAACGACAUCAGGGAAACCGCUGAAGUCGUCUGCAAAGUUCAAUCGUACCCCAAACCUGAAUUCCAAUGGCAAUUCGGAACCAAUCCUGCUCCAAUUAUCAACAACGAGCAUUAUGAAAUCAGUGCAACCUCGGACAGCAACGAUGUCUACACCAGCAUUCUGAAGAUCAACAAUCUCCGACAUCAAGACUACGGAGACUACCAUUGCCGCGUAUCCAAUGCUCUCAACACCAUCCACGUUCCAAUCCGGUUGCAACCCAAAGGAUCUCCCGAGAAACCAACCAAGCUGAAGCCGGUAGAAUUAGGCCCUAAUUUCGUGGUUCUGUCCUGGACUCCAGGUUUCGAUGGAGGUCUUAGCAAUACCAAAUACUUUGUAUCGUACCGCAAGAUCGUGAUUCCGAAUGAAAGCUUGGUAACAGACGAAUGUGCCGCUGUAGCAGCCAGCGGUGCCGAAUGGAUGGAGUUCGACUGCCGGCGGGAGGUUCCUUGCACGAUCACUCCUCUCGAUCACCACCAAAGCUACAUGUUCAAGGUGAAAGCUCUCAACACCAAGGGAGUUUCGGAACACUCGAACGAAAUCAGCGCUACUACGAAGGUAGAAAAGGUUCCAAUCCCUCUGCAUGCCUUGUUCGAUCCCGAAACCCGCAUCUUGGCAAUGAACAUCGGGACCACCUGUUUGUCGAUGAUUGCGAUCGUUGAAUCGGUCAUCUAUGGUGAUACUCCUAUGGCUGCUUGGCACAUCAUCGAAACGGUCGAGCUUGAUGUGAACGGUCAUGAGCCGACCUAUGUGGAGCGAAAGAUCGAGCAUUUUGUUGCCAACCGCCGGAAUAAUGGACGAUCGCUUGGAACGGGUCUGGAGGACAUUCCGCUGCCUGCGCUGGAGGAUGAGCUGAACCCAAGGGUUCGUGUCAAGCUCUGCUUGAAGAUCAAUCACGAAUACUGCGGAGAAUAUGUGGAAGCUGAUAUUGGUCCUUCGCUCAUUACGGAAGCAUCGUUCGUCGAACUGCCCACUCUCAUCGCCAUCGUAGUAUCCUGUAUCGUUGCUGGUCUAUUCGCUGUACUGCUGUUGAUGUUCUGCCGCUGCAAACGCAAGCAAUCCAAGGAGUCGGCCAAGGCUAAGGAAUACGAUAUCGAUUCGAUUCAUCCAUCAAUUGUGGCGCAACAGAAUCAGGCUCCUCCGCCGUACUACUCCGCUAGUAGCUUGGAGAACAAGGCUCUUGAGCAUUCCAUGGAUCUGGCUAUGGAUCAGAACACGGCAUUGUACGCUAGUCAGCAGACCUACGGCUACCAUCAGCAGAAUAACAUGAUGCCACAAGUCCAACAGAAUGAUUGGUCCAACAUGGGUUACGUGGAGAACUCGUACUCCAACUCGAAUAACGGCGGAAGCGUAAACUCACAGGACUCGAUCUGGCAACUGAAGAUGUCGGCUGCGGCGUCCAACUCGGCAAACAUGAUUCCACAGCACAACUACAUGGACCAACCGCUGCAACAGAACUACGGAUACGAUCCGAUGACUCACGGUGGCUACGGAGCAGUCGAUGACUACGCACCCUACCCGCAUCUGAUGACCACGGCCAGUCAACACGGAGGGGAUGACUAUCACCCGAACAUGCGCACCAGCCAGAACCCGUCGCGACAGGACUACUGCAGCGAUCCGUACGCUUCGGUGCACAAGCCCAAGAAGAGGAUGGACCAGCAUAUGGACUUUGUUGCCGAAUCGCCGUAUCACGAUGUCAGCGGACUGCCCGAUCCGUACAUGGAGCAGGAUGAGGUGAAAUCACCCGGGCCCAACCAGCACCUCUCGAUGAGCUACGACGACGCUUUGGCCCUGGAAAGUGGAUACUCAACUCCGAACUCGCGCAACCGACGUGUCAUACACGAAAUCGUCGUGUAGGAACAGCGCCGGCGAAAUCAAGCGAGUGCACAAGAAACAGGGACAACGAAAAUCUACUUAAAAACAUGGACAUGCAACAAGGAAACGCUUGGAACCAAGACAUUUAUCAGAAUCAGUAAACCCACGAGCAACGAUUUUAAGCAAGACAUACACACUCACAGAGAAUAGUUCAAAUUUUUUAAUCGAUAACCGGCAGUAAUGGCUGAGUAGCGUCCAACCAAAUCGAUGUUGUUUUACAAACAGAAUUGAAUCAUUGGAACGCUGCGAGCUACACUGCAAGAAAACGGGAGGGCAAAUGCGAAAGUUUAUAUAUUUAAAAAUAACGAUCGUCUGGACGAAACGGCUUCAGCCCAAGGGCUCUGUUUGAUCUCAAAUAUCUCUUUCUGAGGCAAUCGCUGGAUGGUGCGGCCAAACUGUGAUUGUAAAUAUAACCGUAAGCCUAAAUAAGUUUAGCUCCAGUUAUUUUUUGCAAGCUUUUUCCCGGAAGAAACGAAUAGGAAAAUUCUCACAUUGCACUCGUUGAUGCAAUUUUUAUCUGACAGCCUGCAAGCGAUGGCAGCAAAGUGGUUGACCGGCUCCGUAGUGCGCGAAACCGAAUGUGCCAUUUAGUGUGUGUACGUGUCAAAUCUCAGCAGAAACAAAACCGAAUGACAGGAUUGAAUUUACUCAAGCAUGUAAAACACGGGAGCAAUUACGGAGGUAUGAGAUAAAACCACGCGCAGCUUGAAGGUGAUAGUUUUGAAUCUUGAAACGGAGGAAAUAGUAUGAGAUUAAGGGUUCGAGAAACUUAGAUUGCUACUUAAGGUUAAGAUUAAACUCAUCCAAGUCAAAAGGAUGCGUUUUAAACGGUCGAUUAUAGCUGUACGUAGGAUAUUUAAGGCAAAAUGGUGCCAUUCACAAUUCAUUUCGAAGGGAGUUCUAUCGACAGUGAUAACUCGCUCGAAAUGGGUUCUGAUGAAUCUUCCACCUAAUUGUAGAAAUACAAAGCCGUGACACAUGACAAUAAUUAUAAUUCUAUAUAUUAUGUUCUAAUUAAAUAUGUUCAAAGUAUACAUUCAGUUGAUUUUGAAAUUUCGUCAAGUGCGAAAAGAGAACACUUGUUGGUUAGAACAUUUCACUUUGAUCAAUCCUUCCAUCUAGCAUUUUCCUUGAAAGAGGAGUGCAAUCUUUUCUUCUGAAGAAAAGCUCAUAACAUCACUUGGCAGUAACGCAAGUAAAUGUGUCCUCUUUGAACCGUAUCUUCAGUGUACUUUACACUUUAAACUCCUCACGUCGUUUGUGUGAGAUUAAUUCAAACUUGUAAAAUGUAAAUUACCCUCCUCAUCCUUCAACUCCUUGUAGUGUUAACGACUCUUCCCUCCGUAGAUGUUACAAAAAUAUGCUCGUUUUUCUACUUUUAGUUUAAGUUGCUAUUAUAUACGUUAUAAACACACUCAAACACACCGAUAAGGAUAAGAGCGCUAGGCGAGAAAUGAGUAAUUAAAAACUUGUACAUACCGAACACUCCACAAGCAGCGGAAACCGCCCUUAGAUUCAAUGUUGUAAAAUGGAACGAAAGUGUUGCAGUUACAGUAGCACAUCGUCUCCAACUCUCGCCCUUCACCCCACCUCCCACUCCAGUUGUAGAAAAGUCAACAGGCGCUAAACUAAAAAGGCUAAUCGACGCAGAAAAGCUUUCCUUUUGCUUGGACGUGGGCGACGACUCCUUCCCCGGAGGGACAAGAACAAGCUCCGAUUCCGGAAGCGAGAAAAGGCGACAAAUGACUUCUUUACAAUUUGGUGAGCGUCGGGACGCGAAACGGAAAAAACUGCAACUCCGUUAUGCACAUUCAAACACUCUCAGAAAUGAGCAGAAAUUAUGAAAAAACAAAAACAGAACCGAGAUAAGUUUCUGCGAACGAGCAAUUUAUUCAACAUUAGUAGAGCAAAAGAAAAAAAAAUUGAGCAAGAGAGCAAACGAAAGUUAUAUAGUUAACGAUGAAAGCACAACGACGUCAGAACAAGCAUC
Aedes aegypti (yellow fever mosquito) is the source of this 7226-nucleotide messenger RNA. Its product is annotated as hemicentin-1. Gene Ontology annotation, molecular function: cell adhesion molecule binding. The transcript is spliced from 9 exons. The coding region runs from base 1406 to 5218 and encodes 1270 amino acids. The record is from RefSeq and is a predicted model, not a curated record. Gene Ontology annotation, cellular component: cell-cell junction. Gene Ontology annotation, biological process: cell-cell adhesion. Lineage: Eukaryota; Metazoa; Arthropoda; Insecta; Diptera; Culicidae.